Molecule: messenger RNA, 1535 nt
Organism: Moneuplotes crassus
Lineage: Eukaryota; Ciliophora; Spirotrichea; Euplotida; Euplotidae
Source: the annotation of a GenBank genome assembly
UAAAUAUGAACUCUAGCAUUCCAAAGAUGAACAUAUACCAGUAUUUGCUUUUAUCAAGUAGCGUUUUCACAACAAGCAUAUGUUACAUGCUUUUCGUGGCCUUCUUGCCACUGGAAUUCAGCAGGUUUGGCAUCUCAGAAGUAACGUUCGGGUUUAUAUUUGCUAUGCAUCCUGCAUCGGCUAUGUUUGCCUCCCUGGUCGUUGGGAAAUUUAUGAGUUCUCUAGGGAGGAAGCUGACCCUGGCAAUUGGGUGCUGUACCUCGGGAUUAUGCAUGUUGUUGUUCAGUUUAGCAAGCUAUUUAGAAAGUGCAACUAUGAUUGUUGCCUUAUGUAUUUUCUCAAGAGCUGCCUCAGGCUUGACUGUAAGCAUGGUUUAUACCACUUCUUAUGCGAUAAUUUCUGUUUGUUAUGGUGAACAAAAGCAAAAGUAUUUCAGCUACUUUGAAGCUAUUCAAGGAAUUGGAUCUGCUGUUGGGCCUGCGGUUGGGGGCAUGUUAUACGCAUUCUUUGGAUUUAGUACAAUAUUUGAAAUUUUAGGAGGAAUUCUAAUAUUCCUCUCCCCUGUGAUGUACUUUUCUUUACCAAGCUCAGUUGAAAAUGAGGAAGAGACACUACUUCAAGCCGAUCAGCCUCACAGCGACCAUGAUCCAAUACAAACUUCUACUCCUAAAGUUGGCUAUCUUCUUUUGAUUAAAAGUAAAGUGUUUACCUUAUCUGCAAUAUCAGUGGCUCUAAACUUAUUUUCAUUUGCGCACUACCUCCCUGUGAUGUCUCUUGAGUUGAAGAAAAUGAGUGUCUCAGACUUCGGGAUAUCCCUCUUCUUCUGUGUAUCCUCUCUGGGUUAUCUCUUCUCUAGUCUUGUAGUUGUUCCGAAUUUUAUUGCAAAGCUGAACCAGAAGAAAUGCAUUGCUUUUGCAAUUAUGAUGUUCGGAUUUACUCAAUUUCUGGUUGGGCCAGUCUUUCCUAUUCCUCAGAGUGUGGUGUUCAUGGUAAUUGGGCAGUUCUGUGUAGGAUUCUUUAGUUUAAUACUAAUGGUAUCCCCUGUUACAGUGAUGAUUGAAGAUUCAGAGAAAAAGUUUCCUACUCAAAAAUCUUAUGUGACCGAUCUCUCUUCAGGAGUGUUUAUCUUUAUGUUAAAUUUAGGUGAAACAAUUGGACCAAUUUUCGGAAGUUAUAUGUCAUCCAGACUUGGAUUUCACACUGUAUGCACUAUGGUAGCUAUUCUUCUCAUUGUAUACUCCCUAGCAUAUACACUAAUGUGCAUUUAUUUCUCAUCUAAAACCGAUAUACUCCCCAUAAAGUCAGAUAAUUUAAGCUGAGAAGAACUAUUUGCAUCUCAAAAUCCGAAAAAACCAUCUUCACUCUCAAAAAUUUCUCCCAAACAUACACGAAAUUCCUUUAAUCCUCCUAAGAAAUCUAAUUCCUAAUUAAACACUUUUUGAUUUCUUUGUUCAGCCUUUCUACUGAAGGCUACUUACAACCUCAACCAACUCCCAACAAGUGAUAAUAUGACCAUCUUAUUUCUAACAAUUUUA